This is a messenger RNA of Brienomyrus brachyistius, 3911 nucleotides long. RefSeq names its product post-GPI attachment to proteins 2 (gene pgap2). Lineage: Eukaryota; Metazoa; Chordata; Actinopteri; Osteoglossiformes; Mormyridae. Gene Ontology annotation, biological process: GPI anchor biosynthetic process. The record is from RefSeq and is a predicted model, not a curated record. The transcript is spliced from 6 exons. Gene Ontology annotation, cellular component: Golgi membrane; endoplasmic reticulum membrane. Bases 1192 to 1956 code for a protein of 254 amino acids.
UGCGCUACAUCUGGGUGAUUUCCGUCAAAAAUAAUCUUUGUCCAUAGUCAUCAACGACCGCGCAUUAAAUGAGUCAUAGAAAAGUUAUAUAACACGUGUAUGCGGAAAACGACCCUCCUUGGGAAACAGUUAUACAGAAUUACUGUCUCAGAACCGGAUCUAUGCUUUGAAAGAAAGUUCACAUUUAUUAUUUAUAACUUGCAUGUGGCAUACAUAAAAGCGUGACUCUCGUGCAUCAGGUGUAUGUAUCUCUAGUUGCUAAAAUGUUUUAGUCCACUACAGUUAUCAAUUUGCACGCCUCAACAUUGUACAAACAUAUUUGGGGUUAGGUAGCUUGGUCAUCGUACAGCAGGAGGCUACCUCGUGUAACUGGAAACUUAUAAAUUACACAUUCUUUUUUGAGGUGCCCCUAUGAUAAGUCAUCCAAGGUUCAGGUUGUGCAAUUAAUGGCUACUACGCUUGUUUUUUUAUUAAAAAUUUUUUUUUUCAAAACUGGAUGAGACAUAAACUCAAAUGCCAUGUUCACAGAUUCUGUGAACUGAAGCAAAAUGAUCCACUUUCAUAUUCGGUUAAUCUCUGAUCAAUAAUGAUAUAUUCAUAUCAGUAACAUAUCAUUAGCUGUGAAACCAAAAUCUGUAGUUUUAGGUAAAUAGAAUGGGUAGUACCCAGUGCUAAUACAAUUUCACUCCAUUCUUUUUGUUUACUAAAUACUACAUAAAUAAUCACUGCCCUUGCAUUCGAAAUCUUUAUGCAGCGUUUCAUUUUGGCCGCCUGUCCCUUUAAAUCUGGGACGGUCUUCGGCUAUUUCCGGUUGUGUGAUGGAUACGUGUAAGAUUAACCUACAGCUGGGAUCAGCUUAAGUAAUUCCGAAUCCAUGUUCUCCGCGCGGCUGUUUUCUGUUUAACAGAAUACCGAAAAGGGAUAUGAUUCACUUAAAUCUCCCCGAGGAGUGAUUCCACGUGAAAGCCGUGUCUUUUCGUUGUCAUUUCGGGACAUCGUUGUCUUUUCCGCGCUUCCAUACCGUUAUGUUUGGGCAGGCUGAGCACGCCGGUCCAGUACGCGCAGACCCGGCGUACUCCGGACUCGCCUUAGCGCUGCGCCGAAGCUGAUCGCGCCGCCGCCGCUUCGCCCCUCUUCUUCCUCCCAAACUCCGGCCCCGCAGAUCCCGCAGGUGACGCCACGCAACCUACGAUGCUUCAGGGACCCUUUGCCGCCUCGGACCGAGACAAAGUCCUCAUCCGGUUCCCUUUCCACUUAUUCGCCGUGGGCACAGUUUUCUUGGCGUUCGGGGGCUUUAUUUCCUGCGUUUUAAUCUCCGUCUUUUAUAAUUAUUCCGAUGCCACUACCACCCACUGCAAGGUGCCAAACUACCUCCCCUCCAUCAGCGCCUCCAUCAGCCUGACACCGGAGCGCUACAUUUGGCGCAUCUGCAUCGGCCUGCACUCCGCCCCACGCAUCCUGUUGGCAGUGGCCUACUUCAAUCUAUACCGGAUCCACUUCGCCAAGCGCUGCUUGGAGUGGUGCCUGGCCUUGGUGGCCCUGGCCUGCGUACUGGCCGAGAAUCUGGGACUGCUGCUACUCACCUACGUGUCCUCUACCGAGACCUACAAUCUGCACCGGAAUGGUUUUGUCAUGUUCAUCAGCUGCUCGCUUGCCCACAUGCUAAUCACCUGCUGGCUCUGGAGGGUGAUUGACCGUUAUCCCCUCACCGCUGAGGAAGGGACGUCGCGCUAUUGGAAGCUCCGCCUCUUUAUCUCCAGCCUGGUUGCCUGUGCUUGCGCCGCGUACUGCUUCAGGCGACACAACAAAUACUGCGAGCCGGGAGUGUACACCUGGUUCGCCUUCUUCGAGUACAUGAUCGUGCUGUUCAACAUGGCCUUCCACACCACAGCCUACUGGGAUUUCAGGGGCAAGGAGAUGGUGAUCGGCACUGUGCCGGAGGACAAGCGCUUCUGACAGGGGAACCGAGGAAGAGCCGGCAGCGGAGCCAGCUCCUCCUCUUCCUCCUCACACUCCCCACAGAAAGAUGGCAGGUACCCUGAUGGGUGGCCGGGGGAACAACUCUUCCACAUUUUUCCUUGAGGAGGGACAGCCAACACGGGAGAGCAGGAGCGGCGCUCGGAGUGAGAUGGAGGUCCUCUGCAUGUUGAGUGGGAGGGGCCAGCUGUUGCCAGGAAGCCAAUGUCCUGGUUGGGAAGUGGGGGGGGGGGGGCCUAAUGCAAUGAACCUUAGUCCCUGAGAGUGGCUUAUGGUCACUGACUCACAGGAAUAUGCCCGCGCUGUCAGUGCCCGUGGGCUCUUGUCCUGGCUCCACCCUCGGCCUUGUCGUUCCAGGAAUUUCCUCUUUCCUGACAGGUUCCAGUUGCCAUAGUAACAGAAGGCACCGUCUCUGUCUGUGGAUGACUUCCUCUGCUGAUGUGCGUUUAUAACGCAGGCGCGCCUGCGUCCUGUCAGUUACUGGUCAGUUUCUGGUCUCAGCCAAGGCUUAUGGUCAUUAAAGACUCGUGCCGGAUGAUAAAAUGACAAAAAGCACCUCUUUCAAAUACAAACGUGCUUCUCACGAGAAUAUCAACUGGUGGACUUUCUAGAAUCGAAAACACACCAACGACUUUGGUGAAAAUGUUAAUCAUGACAAGUUUAUGACUCGACUGAAUAGUAAUACUGCACUGCCGCUUGGUUUUAGCACAAAUGUGUCUGUUUAGUGAUUAUUUAUUUUGGUGUAAUUCUGUGGAACUCAGGAAAGAUUUUAACAGUCUUUGAAUUCAGUGACUUAAUUUUAGGCACCUUUUUAAAAGGGAAGUCGGUGUCUGGGCUGCCUGUCUGCCGCGUCUAGCAGGUGCCCUCAGUAUUACCAUCAACUUUCUUUGCUGCCAACGUGCUCUGUGGACCUGGAGGAUCUCAGCUUCAGCUUCGCCUGCUCCAGCGUCACGCUAACUGGUUGACGUCCUGCGAUUGACCCGUGCUGCCGUACGAUAUUCCUGUGACGUCGGGGGAACGUUCACAGCACACGCCUAGCAGGAGCUCUUCUCUAAUGUAUUUUGCCAGCUUGGCUCUUGUGAUAGAUGUAUGUAUCUUUUGCAAAUAGAUACGCCUAUUGGUCUCAUGCAUACUUGUAUGUAAAUGCAGCUGAGCAAUUGUUCAAAAUUGAAAUGGUGGUGUGGGGUGGAUGGUUGUACAUCUAGACCCCUUAGAGACCCUUUAGAUACCCCUUAGAUACCCCUUAGCUGUAUAUAUCUGAGGAUACCCUGAAUCUCACAAGUAGACUUUAAGUAAAUGCUAAACUCGGGCCACUGGCUUGCAGAGUAUAACUGUUUCCAUGGCAACAUUGGAAUCUCCGGCAUGGAGUUUUACAGAGAGAGUGUGUCUCAAUAUUAAAAGUGCAAGGAUCGUACUUGUGGCCUUGGCAAGAGCAGCUUUGUUAACGUGCCUCACAAGAAGAAACUUGGGUUGCAGUGAAUCAUGGGAUUGUUGUCAUCUGAUGCACCCACAACAUUUGGGCUGGAGUGAAAACGACAUCCGGGGAUUUUCCCCAUCCUCUGUGCUUCUGUUCUUGGUAUUGGAACAGGUCUUCGGCAGUGGAAGAUGACAUGAGAGGCAUGCAGAACACGAGCACGGUGAAGUGUGUAUUGCGAGACGCCCAUAGUGUUUGUGGUGCCAGUCGUGCAUAGUGGCUUAAAUGUUUGAUUAGAAUUGGUGUAAAACAUACUAUAAGCACCAGAGCUUGUCAGCGCAAUGUAAUCUGGCUCAGCAGGACUUUUUAUGGAAAGGUGCUCCUACUGGCUGAUGGCAGCAGGCCUCUGAAGACUUAUGGAAUCACCAGUAACUGAAUGUAUCGUGACUCUGCCAGUCCCACGAGACUCAGGCAACAGUGCUUGCUAAUGAUUAAUAAAUGUCAUCUUCCUACCAAACAA